Molecule: messenger RNA, 6517 nt
Organism: Aethalodelphis obliquidens (Pacific white-sided dolphin)
Lineage: Eukaryota; Metazoa; Chordata; Mammalia; Artiodactyla; Delphinidae
Gene: LYPD8
Product: LY6/PLAUR domain containing 8
Exons: 6
Coding region: 4996-5703 (235 amino acids)
Biological process (GO): defense response to Gram-negative bacterium
Source: RefSeq, a predicted model, not a curated record
UUUGAUGAUGGGCACUUAGGUUGUUUCCAUCUCCGGGCUAUUGUAAAUAGAGCUGCAAUGAACAUUUUGGUACAUGACUCUUAAAAUAUAUUUAGAGCCUGGAGUUUUUUGAGAGAUGGUCAUAUUGAAAAUGUCCUGAGAUGAUUACUGAUUUGGUCCUAGGCAUUGAUUUGUUGCCUGCCACAAAGAAAGCCCAGGAAAACUGUCAGUGACUGAGUUGACGGUAAUCAUAGCAAAAUUUCCUUGGACCAAAUUUAUAAUAGUGUAUACCCCAUGCAAAGAGCACCAUGUGUUUCCUCUUAAUCUUUAUGAAAAGUUGGAUAUUGUGGAUGUCCCUUUUCUCUCAGGUGAGGAAACUGAGACUCAGAGAACUUGCAACUAAUGGUACAGGCUUAAUCGAUCUGUAGGUGGCAGCAGCGUGCUCUGAGGUCGGGCCCCACCUUAACCCCUGCCCUAUGUGACCUGGUGUGUCCCCCUAGGCUGUGGUGUCACUGGUGCAAACUCUAGGAGCAGUAACUGUAGUGGGAGUAAUCAUUUUUUGGAGUCCCUACAACAUGAUGGAUGUAUACUAAGUGUCUGUCCAAGAGAUCUCCUUUAACUCUCAGAAUUACUCUUAAGGAGUGAGUGGCAAUGCUUUUCCCAUUUGACAAAAGGGGAACUCAAGACUCAGAGGCUUACCACCUUACACAGAGCAUGGACUAUCUCUCAGGUCAUGCACAUUUCUCCUGCAUGGUGCCUGCAGUUAGGGACAGCAAUUUCAUUAUUUUUAGCCUGUUCUCACGUUUCCAAGGUGGAGGAACAAGCCAGUCAACGAAAGCUCCCAGAAGCAAACAUAGAUGGAGAGCAGACGAAGCAGGGGUGGAGGUUCUCGACUGAACCCUUUGCUUAGCUCUCAGCUUGGACACCUGUUGGAGUUCCUGCUCUGGCCAUCCUGCCCUGAUCCUGCACAUCUCUGCAUGUUUAUUCCAAAACAGAGUGGACUCUUCUAAGAACUCACCUCAAAGCUUUGUCUGCUAAUGAUCGAGGGAAAUGGGAGAAGCCCAUUUCCCACAGUGGUUCUGGUUCACACCCUAGGAUAACUCUCCAGGAUCCAAGUGAGUCCCAGAUUGCCCCACAGAGUGGUCAUAAGGACAGCCAGCCUUGUCUUCUUCUAAGGGGAUAAUGGAGCCAGGGUGACUGAGGUGUGCCCACUGUCCUUAGUUUAAGAGCAAAAGUUGGGAUGUGUGUUGAGACCUUGUCUCUCUUGGGUCCCUGGACUUCUUGGCUAGUCAGGAGGGUUUGCUUUAGCGGGGUGUCUGCUUAUAAUACCUUGUGACUGACCCCAGCCCUUGGACCCUGAUAGCCCCGCAGUGAUGACAGAGAGGUGACCCUGGAACAGGGAGGAGGAGAGCUGGGUAGAUGUUCUCAACUCUGUGGGCAGAGGCUGGUCCCACAUAAGCUGUGUUGGCCUUGGUAUCUGAAGACCUGGAAGAGAGGCCUCUCUGUGGCUCAGUCUCCUCAUCUGUCAAAGGGAUAAUGAUACUCAUCUUGCCCAGGGCCUUGGGAGGGGCAGACCCAGGCCUGCUGUUAGGGGUCAUGCACAGUCCAGCUCAGGGAUUGCCACUGCAUCACACAAGAUCAAAUGCCCCCAUGGCAUUACUGUUAGAUGACACUGGAAAAAACACAAUGGAACAGGGUAAGGAUUCCAGGAUGAAAUAAUCAGCAGGUGUUUCUUCAGUCUGUUGUUCUCUUUCUACAGAUGGGAAGCUCAGGACCAGCAAGCCAGGUUAGUAAGUAACUUACAGGACAUGAGGAGCAAAGUCUGUAUUCAGACCCAAACAUUCCGAAAAGAAUUAACAUUGAUCAGAUUGAUUUUCCAGUCUGUCCUUGGCUAGACACUGGAGCACAACACCCCCCCACCCCACCCCCCUCCACACACACCCAGGGCUGUUAUCUCAAAGGCAGCGUAUGUGGGCUCUUCAACUCCUCUAUCCUCAGACCCUCCCCCACCCACAUCCCAUUGGCUGCUCCUGCUCUCACUUCCCCCACUGGGCCCUGCCAGCUGGCUAUGGUGAAGAUUGAAUAGGAUUCUGUUAGGGAGAGAGCUACCUUUGUUUUGGAAAUUGCUGUUGUAGUCAGACUGAUGACAGAAGAGGAAGAAAGGAGAAAACAAGAGAUGGCCAGAGGCUCUGCUUAUAGAAAUGACCCCAAUUUUGCCUUCUCCAUGAGACCAAUGCAGACCUCUCUAUUUAAAAUUGAAUCAUGUGCCCCCUUUUCCCCCAGUAUGGUUGAUCCCUCACCUUUGCUCUUCUCUGUCUCUUUGCCAGGGCAGUCACCACAUUCUAAUCUACCCUGUAAUUUGCUUAUUUAUCGCUUUGUUUAUGUCAUGUCUCCCCCUCUAGACUACACUCCAGGAAGGCAAAGUCUCUGUCUCUUUGCUCAAAUACCUCCCAAAUGCCUGGAGUGGGCCUGAUGCAUGGUGGGUCCUCCAAAAAUAUUGAAUAAAUGCAUGAGUUUGGGGAAAGAGGGAGAGCUGAGCUACAGACCAGCACAGAGUGAACAGCAAUGAACAAGGAGUAUUUUCAAGAGCAGGGAUCUCUAAGGUUCAACUGUAGGCCGGAGAUGUUGGUGUGAUGCGUACCCCCAACCCCUGAAUCCUCAGUCCCCCACCCAACCCGUGUGUGUGUGUGUGUGUGAGAGAGAGUGUGUAUGAGUGUGUGCAUGUGCCUGUGUGUGUGUGAGUGAGUGUGAAUAUCUGAAGUGGCAGGAAGAGCAGGAGAGAAGGGAACUCAAAUCCACAUUCAAAGCCAGGAGCACACACAGCACAAUGUGAGGGCGGGGCUGGGAGAAUCCUGGGCUGACCUGAGCUCUCACCAACAGUGGCUGCCCAGACAGCACUACCAGACAAACUGCCUGGGGUGUUGGAAGCUGCAGCAGCUGUAGCUGUAGGCCCCUCACUGAGGUGCACAGGGCAUCCUGCAGGCAGGGACUUUGUGGUCCCUCUACCCUGUAAGUUUACCCAGUGAGUUUAUCCUCGUCUUGUCUGUAGGACCCUGAGACUUAGUGAAGUUCAAACACUUUCCCAAGGGUACCUGAGACCCUUUCCCGAGCCACACAAACCCCAUGUAACCUGAUUCUGAGUUCUGACCCUGUCCCAGCUGUGUAACCUUGGGCAAAUCUGUUAUGUUUCUCUUACGUGCCUUGGUUUCCUCAGCUGUAAACGGGCUAACCAAGGUGAGAGCUUUACCAGGUUGGGAUGAGGGGAUGCUUGUGACGCAUUAACCGGUCACAGAAUCCAUCUGGGGGGUGACAGCCAGCAGGAGACAGUGCCAGGGACGCACCUUGCUCUCUCGCACAUUUUGCCAAAGGCAGGUCUUGACCAAAGUUUCUCCCAAUUCCUGGAGGCUUCAGAGAGUUGACCAACAUCAUCGCUGCCUAGGAUUAAGCCACCUAUGUCCCUAGGGCUGGGCAGGGCCCAGUCUGGCCCAGAAGCCCCUCCCUGUAGGCAGCCGUGCUUUCUGACUGUGCAGCCACCUGCUAUAUAAGGGCCCUCACACACCUUCUCCAACCUUCUGCCAGGAUCCACCUUCGUCGGGGCAAUCUCUGGGCCAGACAGAGAAGGUAAGGGACUGGGUCUGGGCUGUGAGACAGGACCCAGCCUGGGAGAAGCUGAAAGCAGGGGAAGGGCAUUCAGCGCUGGCUGGGGUCCAGGGCAUUCUCCUGGCAUUCUCUUGCUCCUCCAGCAGUGCCCGGGAAGGGGAAGGCUGGAGUGGAGAGGUGCUGGGGUUUGCUCUGUGUGUGUGUGUGUGUGUGUGUGGUGCUGCGUCCUUCUCACAGCUUCUGUGAGCUCUUGCUCCUCUGUGUAAGAUGAGAACAAUUGAGGUAAGACCCUCUCAGACAGCUGAAGAUGUCCAACAAUAGGAUGAAUAGGAAGGACUUUGCAAAGCGGUGUACAGAUGUACUUGGUCUCAUUUUCCCUGUGGGGCCCCUGCCCUGACCCCCAGCUCACUGGCUCCUCUCUUCUGCAGAGGUGGUGCACAGGGCCCUGAGUCCCACCGCCUCCAAGAUCUGCCUCUUCUGCUACAUGUCCCUAGGUAGGGUCCUGACCUCUCUGGGCUUCCAUUAUUUCCCUCUGAAAAUGAGGCGAAUCAUCAGGUCUAUACCGCAGGGCCGAGGUGAUUUGUGCACUUAACUGAUGUGGCUGCUGUGGACUCGUUCCCCUCCUUUCUUGCCCUCCCAUCUCCUCUUCCUUUACACCUACAAGGCUUGAGAGGCCCUUCCCAGGAGGCCCAACCCCUGAACCUCUCUCUCUAUUGGGGUUCUGGGCCUGGAGUGGUGACUGGGCAUUGGGGGAUGCAGGGUACAAUGCACAGAACAUCUGCCACAAGCUUCAAACCAAACAUACUUAAUUUUUCUCCUAGGAUCUCUAACUAUUGGGGCCAUUAGAUAAUUGAUGGGCUGUCUGUCUCCCUCCAUUGGGGCUAAUUUCUCUUUCUUUUCACCGACUCCUAAUCAGUUAACUAGGGGAUCAUAGUGUUUGUGUGUUUGUGUGUGUGUGUGUGUGUGUGUGUGUGUGUGGUGUGUAUGUGGGGGAGCAUGUGUGUGUGGUGUGGUGAGGUGAGAUGCAGGCAGUGGCCUGCAACGCCCUAAUGAAAGUCAGUUGCUCCUUAGUAAGUGGCAGCUAUUAUGGUACAACUCGGCUUUGGACCUGGAAGGACCCUGAAUGGAGUCCCACUUUUCGUCUUACAAGCUGGGUGAGCUUGGGCAGCUUCCAUUAUCCCUCCGUCUGCAGUUUUCUCAGCUGUGGAGUGGGCAAAAAUCUUUACAGCAGCACUGUGGCCUGGGACUUGGUCCAUACUUGCACUGACCAAUACAGCAGCCACCAGCCACAUGUGGCCACUGAGCACUGGAACAUGGCUGGUGACUGAGAAACAGUAUCUUUCCUUUUUAUUCCUUCAGUGAAUCCAAAGGCUCCGCGGCCACAGUCCUCAUCCUCAACGACAUACGUCCAGCACCAUGAAGGGCUUCCUCUUCGCUGGUAUCAUCGUCAUGCUCACGGUUGCAGCUGUAGAAUCCUUGAGUUGUGUGCAGUGUAAUUCGUUGACAGACCCCUGUGUUUACGGAAAUGCCGUUGAGUGUCCCGCAAAUGCCAGUAUCAGCUGUACCACUUUCUUGACGAACUUUUCUCUAGGAGGAAACAUCACAUGGUAUGAGGAUAAGGCCUGCUCUGCGGAUAAUUGCAGCGUGGCUGAGACCUUCACAGUCCAUGUAUCUGCUCAUGAAACCUUCCAUUUUGCAAGCCAGUGUUGCCAAGGAAAGGCGUGCAAUGACACCAACGACACCAUAGAUCCCCCACAGGAAGAGGUGUCCAGCAACACAGGGUGCUCUGCAUGUUAUGGAUCUAGUGAAACUUCCUGUAAUGAGACAACCCGGAAAUGUUAUAAAGAAGAAAGAUGUGUCAGUCUAAUUGCAGAAUUUAAGAAUGAGACAAAGCUCGUGCUGAAAGGCUGCUCCAAUGUCAGCAACUCCACCUGUGAGUUCCUGGCUCCUGGAAAUCGGACGGUUGGAGGAGUCACUUUCCUGAAGUUUAAGUGUGAAAACAGCUCCGAUGCCUCCUCAACACCCACUCCCACUCCCCCGAGCUCCACCAGUGACACUGGCUCUAAAGGCUUCUUCACACCCUUGACCCUUGGCAGCCUUCUCCUGCUGAGGUUGCUGCUCUGAGAUCUGCACCCUCAAACCCCCCUGUCCCCUGUUUAACUGCUCAGUGAGUAGCAGUAGCAGUCACAGCCUUCCAGGUAAUGCCCUGUGAUAGCCACAUUAUUCCUUAUUAUUAAAGCAUUGAUUCAUUCAAUGACCAAAUCUGUCCUGAUAUGUUCUGGGCUGGGCUUCCUUCAAGCCACUGUCCAGCACCACUUCCCAGUUACUUGCCUUUGAAAUCUUUGCACCUUUGUGUGUGGGCUCUCAGGACCUCCCUGAUCCCUGUCUAAUUUGCUUCUGAGAAGCAGACCCUUCCACCUUGCUGGCAUCUUUUGCUUACAGCCCUGCACUUCUGGGGAUCAACAUGCCACUGUCCCCAUCCUCACACUCGGGGGGUGGGGGGCAGCCAUAAUGCCCUGUGUUGACCCCAGCACUGAUAUUUGGCUCUUCAGCAAUUGAACUGGCUGUAGUCUCGGGCCCACAGUGACAUUGUCUAGGACACUGUCACCACCAGACCCAAAGUGGGUGCACAGGGGUUGCUGAAAGUUGUCAGAUUCCCCUGCCUAACCUCCCAGGCAGGGGCAUAAUGCUGUCAGUGCCCUGCUGACUAGGUGUCUCUAAGCCUUGUGCAGAAUGGAACAUGGCUACAGAGGCCCAGCCCCUCCUCUCAGAGAACUACAAUCAAAGGCAGAGUCCUCAACUCCACAGCAGAUACCCUGGGAGCAAGAAAACCAUUCAAUCCAAUAUGCACAGAAGCCCAGUUUUAGUAAAUAAGGGGGGCCUUGAGCUGGACUUGGAAGAAUGGGGUUUUCUGUAAUAAAAACUUUUAAAGGUGUAA